GACUUGUGUCAGCUGAUGUUCUCUUGCACUCUUGCCUCCAGACCCAACAGAGCCUGUGCCCUGCUCUAGAACAAGGGAAGGGGAUCGAGAGCGAGCAAAGGAGAGUGCCAUGGCUGAGUCGACUAACAUGAGGCUUCGCCUGCCGCUCAUUUGCAUCAUCUUGGAAGUCAUCCUCAUCAUUCUUUUUGGAGUACUGGUGGAGUACAACGAUGACACUGAUGCCAAGAAGUGGAAUAAAAACAAUUCUACUGAUCCUGCCACGAAUGAGUUCUACUAUCGCUAUCCCAGUUUCCAGGAUGUUCAUGUGAUGAUCUUUGUGGGCUUCGGGUUCCUGAUGACAUUUCUGCAGCGCUAUGGAUUCAGUAGCAUGGGAUUUAACUUUCUCAUCGCAGCCUUUUCCCUUCAGUGGGCAACACUUAUGCAGGGGUUUUUCCAUGGCAUGCACCAUGGCAAGAUCCACGUUGGUGUGACAAGCAUGAUAAACGCAGACUUCUGCACUGGUGCUGUGCUGAUCUCUUUUGGAGCCGUUUUGGGAAAGACCAGUCCUGUGCAGCUUCUUGUUAUGGCUGUUUUGGAGGUGACAUUGUUUGCUGUUAAUGAGUACAUCCUGCUUUCCAUCCUUGGGGCUAAUGAUGCUGGAGGAUCCAUGACCAUUCAUACAUUUGGUGCAUACUUCGGCCUAAUGGUAACCCGUAUCCUCCACAGACCAAACCUGGACAAGAGCAAACACAAAAACUCAUCUGUCUAUCACUCUGACCUCUUCGCCAUGAUUGGUACCAUCUUUCUGUGGAUGUUCUGGCCCAGCUUCAACUCAGCCAUUACGCAGUACGGGGACCCACAACACAGAACUGCCGCAAACACCUACUACUCUCUGGCCGCCUGCACACUAGCGACCUUCGGGUUUUCUUCACUAGUCAAUCCAGAGGGCAAACUGGACAUGGUGCACAUCCAGAAUGCCGCACUGGCUGGCGGUGUUGCGGUGGGUACGGCUGGAGAGAUGAUGCUGACUCCGUUUGGCUCCAUGAUUGUGGGAUUCCUAGCUGGAACUAUUUCAGUUCUGGGAUACAAAUAUCUUACGCCAUUUAUGGAGUCAAAACUGAAGAUUCAGGACACUUGUGGUAUUCAUAACCUGCAUGGAAUGCCAGGAAUUCUAGGAGCUAUAGUGGGUGCUGUCACUGCUGCCUUGGCAUCCAGGGAUGUAUAUGGAAAUGGACUAGACAACGUUUUCCUUGAAGCUGCCGAAACUUCUCAUUGGAGCGCUCACACGAAGGGUGGCUUUCAGGCCAUUUCCCUGGCUGUCACACUGGGAAUAGCUCUGCUCGGUGGUCUAAUUACAGGCUUUUUUCUGAAGUUGCCGAUCUACGGUACUCCUCCAGACACGCAGUGCUUUGAGGAUGCAGUCUACUGGGAGGUGCCAGGUGAGGAGGAAGAUCACCAUGAGCUAAACGAAGUGAGCACGCGAAACGAAUUGGAAAAACUCAACAGCUAAAUGACCUGCUUUCUGACCGGUUUGCAUUUGCUCAUUACGUCAUGUGUUUUACUUCAUACACUAUAAAAAAUCCAGGGUUCCACACAAUCCAUUCAUGUUGUGCUAUCUUAAUCACAAAUUGAUUAAGAUAACGUAACAAAUUUAAGUGGAUUGAAUAUAAAACAAUUAGGUUGUCCCCAAAAGAAAAUCUGAAGAAUUUUUUAAAGAUUAUUUUAAAUAGUUUCAAGAAUCAAAAUCUUUUUUUAAUAGAAAUGCAUAAAGCUCUGUUAGCCGUGACGUUCUAUGCAGGUGCUAUUCAUUGUACUUUUCAAAUAAAACCGCAACUAUUAUUAUCAAUAAGGUUUUAGGCCUGUAGCCAGAGGGGUUCGGUGGUUCGAAAGACCUACCUUCCACUGGCAAAGGUGCAAAAUGUGCCAUUGGUCCAGACAAUGCAGAAUAUGACAUAAGUGAAAUCACCUUACUCUUGGGAGAAAAUAAUUGACCAAUAAAAAAGAUCCAAAGUACCAAAAGUUGCCCAUAUUUAAGUUAAUUUUAAUACUAACAACUGUUGUUGUUAUCCAUGAAUUUACAAACUUUCAAGAGAGGCUAGACAAAAAUCAUGAAGCUCUACAUUAGGCUUUAAUUGUUUUUUAUUCAAAUGGCCAAAUUCUGACUGAGGAAAGCUAAAUGUGCUGGCCAGGUUGUUUUUUGCCUAAUAAAUUACAACAGGCUACAUUUUUUUCUACAUUGUAAAACCCAAUAGGUUAAGGUAACUCAAACUAUUUGAGGGAACCGAUUGCAACAAACCAUUUAAGUUCAAAAUCUUAUUUUAAAGAGUACUGUGAACUUAAUACAUUUGAGUAAAUGAAGCAAUCUGAGCACAAUAAAACCCAAUAAAUGAAGAGAACUCAAACCAACUGAGUUUGAGGAAACCGAUUGCUACAAACCAUUUGAGUUAAAAACUAAUCUAUAUGGGUACUGUAAACCUACUCCAUUUACGUUGAAGUAAUGAGGUAUUUAAUUAACUCUUUACCUUCAACACUGAGUUCAAAACUCUUUUCAAAUGAGUAGAAUUAACUUUCAGUCAAUUUUGAGUUAACUACACUUAUUUAAUUUAAUAAAGUUGACUGUUGGGUUUUACAGUGUAACGAUAUAUGGUGUAAUAACUUUGUAUUUGAAAAUAUGUUUUUUUUUUUGUUUUUGUUUUCGGUACAUCAAAACUAUUCUAUUCUGUUAUGUAACAAGCUAAUCCAGCUAAAAUAGUGCUUAAAACGUCACUAAAUUGAGUAUUUAAACCUCACAAUUAAAUUAAAAAAAUUACGUGAAUAACUGCAAAAAAAGUCCACUUUUUGAGAAAAAAAGAACCACCCCUUUUACCAGGCUGGCUACGGGCCUACGUUUGAUGUAUUUUUCUAAAGACUGAACAACGAACCUGUGUUUCCAUAUAACACCACAAGAUGGUGGCGCAGAGCUGCGACUGGUCAGGCUGAUUAUUCACAUCGUGAAAUAAUUGCUGGAAUGGCGAAAUACAGCUUAAAUAUAUAAAGCAUCUUUUGAAUAUAUUUGAAAACAGGGAGAAUGUAUGCAGAAAUGGCAUUUAAGGCAUUUUGUCCAUAGCGACAUAUAAAUGAGGAGGCAUUAAAUGGAUAGUUCACCCAAACAUUUUCACCAUUUUCUCUCCCUUCACUUUUUUUCAAACCUGUUUGACUUUUUCUACAGUUGAACACAAAAUAUAUUUUGAAGAAACCUGUGACCAUUGAGAUGUGUUUUGUUUUCCUAUAUGGAUGUCAGUGGUCACAGGUUUUCAGCAUUUAAGAUAUUAUUUUGUGUUCAACCGAAGAAAGAAACACAUAAAUGUGUAUAAUCCCUUAGGUUUGAGUAAUUAGUGAAUACAUUUUUAUUUUUGGGUGGGAUUUAACCUGAAGAGCCAAUACAACUGUAUACAAAAGGACUGGUAUUAUGAGCUGAAGAAGGGAUUUUUUUAGGAUUUCCAAACUGUUGGAAUAUUUCUGUGCGCAAUAUAAAAAAACAUACGUCCGGAUAUUUUAACAAUUUUCCACAAUCAUAUUUUUAUCUCAGAUUGCCAGUGUUUUUUUUCUCUCUCUCUCUCUCUCUCUCUCUCUCUCUCUCUCUCUCUCUCUCUCUCUCUCUCUCUCUCUCUCUCUCUCUCUCUCUCUCUCUCUCUCUCACGCACACGCACACACACACACUGUGAAUAUGGUGCAUUAAUUAACACGUUUUAAGUGGAAAAAAUGUUACAGUUUUGGAGUGAGAGGUGAUUUAACGAUGUACAUUAAAUGUACAUUAGUUACAUGUUUAUCUGUUUUAUGGGGAACGCUGUAUUUGUACCCAGUAUAACCUGUGUUUGAACGAAAUUCUUUAUGGAAUGACAAUUUAAUAAAUUGUUCAAAAAUGUA
Molecule: messenger RNA, 3885 nt
Organism: Danio aesculapii
Lineage: Eukaryota; Metazoa; Chordata; Actinopteri; Cypriniformes; Danionidae
Gene: rhbg
Product: Rh family B glycoprotein
Exons: 10
Coding region: 110-1489 (459 amino acids)
Biological process (GO): ammonium homeostasis; ammonium transmembrane transport
Cellular component (GO): plasma membrane
Molecular function (GO): ammonium channel activity
Source: RefSeq, a predicted model, not a curated record